This is a messenger RNA of Sphenostylis stenocarpa, 468 nucleotides long. The record is from the annotation of a GenBank genome assembly. NCBI's taxonomy places the organism in Eukaryota, Viridiplantae, Streptophyta, Magnoliopsida, Fabales, Fabaceae.
AUGGUUGACGAAGUUGCAAACUCGGACUCGCCGAAGCGCCAAGCCCACGGCUUCAUCGUAACGAUCUCGGGGAUCCUGGCGAUGUUGACGAAGCGCGGUUCGCGCAAGCCGAAGCCGAAGCCGAACAAGGACGAUGAUCGGAGAAUCGAUCCUAAGUCGGAAAAAUCGAGACCGAAGAAGCUUCUCAGCAACAUAAGCAACAAAGCGCUUUUGCCGUUCGGUGGUCACAACCACAAGAAGAGUAACAAUAAGCAAAGCAGCAUGGCGGAAGAGAACGAAGGGUGGGGAAACGGCGGCGUUUGGCAGAAGGAGAUUCUCAUGGGUGGGAAGUGUGAGCCGUUAGAUUUCUCCGGCGUUAUUUACUACGACGGAAACGGGAAACAGCUAAGCGAAACCCCUCUCCGGUCGCCACGUGCCAGCCCUUUGCCCGGUUACCUCACGCGCCUCACCCCGCAACAUACCCGCUGA